GAAACGCGCUCAGUUCGGUUUGGUUAUUGGUUCGCCGGUUGAUUUUCAUCACCAUGCGUACGUUCACCUUGAUCUUGGGACUAUUGUGCAGCUUGGGAUACUCAAGUGGAUACAAUUACCUGAUGGUUCUGAAUUCCGCCGGUCGUUCCCACUUUAAUGUGGGACACGCUUUGGCCAAGGGAUUGGUCAAGGCUGGGCAUACAAUCACCGUAGUGUCCGUCUUUCCUCAGAAAAAACCCAUUCCUGGUUAUACUGAUGUAAGUGUGCCAAAUGUGAUCGAAGUCAUGGGAGGAGACAUUGGAGCCUUGUGGGCAUCUAUCCAAAAGACAUAUACUCAGAAUCUCAUCGAUCAUUAUCAAAUGGGAUUUCGCAUCACCAGAGGCCUUUUCGAGGACUCCAAUUUCCAGGAUUUUCUGAAGAGCAACCAAAGCUUUGAUGCGAUCAUAUGUGAGACUUUCUACAAUGAUGCCCACUAUGGCUUGGCAGAGCAUUUUAAUGCUCCACUGAUUGGAUUGGCCACCGGUGGAGGUCUGACAUUUAUCACAGAUAUGGUUGGUUCCCCCGCUCCAGCUUCGUUCGUGCCCCACAUAAUGCUACCCUUUAACGAUCACAUGUCGCUGUACGAACGCCUUUUGAACGUGGCUUUUCUUGGCUAUGAAAGAGUUCUACUGGACUACUAUUUCUUACCGACUCAGGAGAAGUUAUACAAGGAGUUCUUUCCGGGCAACAAGAGGUGUUUCUAUAAGAUGCGCCGAAAUGCCUCCUUGGUGCUCAUCAAUCAACAUGUUUCACUAAGUUUUCCGCGACCGCACUCACCCAACAUGAUUGAAGUGGGUGGCAUGCAUAUCGACGGAAAGUGGAAUCCACUGCCCGAGAAGAUCGAGAGAUUCAUCAAUGAGUCAGAACAUGGAGCCAUUUACUUUUCCAUGGGAUCGAAUCUCAAGACCAAGGACUUACCCCCAUCAAAGGUUCAAGAGAUCCUGAAAGCAUUAGGUGGGCUCAAACAGCGUGUUCUCUGGAAAUUUGAGCUGGAUAACCUGCCCAACAAACCGGAGAAUGUCUACAUUUCCGACUGGUUUCCACAGACGGACAUAUUGGCCCAUCCCAAGAUCAUGGCAUUUGUGACCCACGGCGGCAUGCUGAGCACCACGGAGUCCAUUUAUCAUGCUAAACCCGUGAUCGGUUUGCCGAUCUUUAGUGAUCAGUUUUUCAACAUGGCUCAUGCCGAGCAAAACGGCUAUGGCAUAAUGCUGGACUUCAAGACGCUGAAUGCCGUAGAAUUCCGGAAAGCAAUCGAGCGGAUUACAAGUGAGCCAUCCUACACCAAAGUGGUGCAGGGCAUAUCCUUCCGAUAUCGGGAUCAACAACAAACGCCAAUUGAAAAUGCGAUAUACUGGGUGGAACAUGUGACCCGCCAUCAAGGAGCUGCCUAUUUGAAAAGUGCGGCACAAAGGCUGAACUGGUGGCAGUACCACAAUGUUGAUGUGCUCCUAAUUAUUUUUGUAGUAAUGGUUCUGUUGCUAAUUGUACUGCCAAUUACUAUCUAUAAGCUGCUUAAAAAGUUAUUACUCAAAGGAGAGAGAACUCAAAGCACUAAAGUCAAACGCAACUAGAAAUGUAGCUUUGCACUUUUGUAUAAAAAUCUAUGAUAAAUAAGUUUCCACACUAAAGUAUUAAAAGCAUGCUAUGUUAUUAAAUUCUAUAUAAAGAGUAAUUGAUAUGGUGAUAUGGUUUGUGCAUUCAGAUCGUUGGGAAAACCAUAAUGUGAAUUUAUCUCGAACAAACAGAUGUAAUUGCCAAACAUUUGAAUUUCUGGUCAACCGUUUCCAUUUCCAUUGUGCCACAUCCAUUUCCUGAUGCCACAAGCAAAUUACUGCCUAACAGCAUGCUGCAAAAAAUUGUUUUCAUCUUUUCCACCCAGCGCACAAACAAUCGCUAACUCGCAUCGAAAAGUUGAGAUGUAUUUUCAUGGGCUGGCAAAAAUACAUUUCGCUUUUCUAUUAUUGGCCACGUUAUCAAUGCACACACGUGCCGGCCGCUGAUUGAUUUCGCUAGCAAGCGAAACGAGAGUAAAAUUCAAACCAAACGCAAAUGACAAAACAAAAUUGGAAAUGCAGACGAUGAGAUGGGGGGCAAAAUUUAAAUAGGCACUCGAGCAUUAAAUUAAGCAGCAUCAAUAUACGUAGGUCGCUGAAAACCAGUCAGAACGAGUGAGUCCCGGGAUAGGAAAACACAAGGAGUGUCACUGUACCGGCCGCCCACAUUCACAACACCACUCCCGCCGAUCAAAAAAAAAAAACAAAAAAGAGGAGAAAAUCAUAAAAUAAAGUAAAGGAAACCGCUCCGAGGUGCAAAACGGCUGAAAUGAAGGAAAUGAAAUGCCAAAAAGACAGAGUUUCCCCACUUGCAACACACACGACAGCUUUUCCGAGUGUGUUUGUGCACUGAGCGAAAAGCGCAAGUUGAAAAAUGCAUAUCUGAAAUGGUUAUCUAUAUAUUCUACUAUUUAAACAUUUAGGUUGAGCUAAGAGAAGGAAUUAAAGCAUAAAGAUUUUU
Drosophila melanogaster (fruit fly) is the source of this 2556-nucleotide messenger RNA. It is a transcript of the gene Ugt302K1, whose product is annotated as UDP-glycosyltransferase family 302 member K1. Gene Ontology annotation, cellular component: membrane. Bases 54 to 1613 code for a protein of 519 amino acids. The record is from RefSeq and is marked reviewed. Gene Ontology annotation, molecular function: glucuronosyltransferase activity; UDP-glycosyltransferase activity. The transcript is spliced from 3 exons. Lineage: Eukaryota; Metazoa; Arthropoda; Insecta; Diptera; Drosophilidae.